Messenger RNA from Colletotrichum orchidophilum, 2148 nucleotides. RefSeq lists its product as uncharacterized. NCBI's taxonomy places the organism in Eukaryota, Fungi, Ascomycota, Sordariomycetes, Glomerellales, Glomerellaceae. Gene Ontology annotation, biological process: regulation of DNA-templated transcription; DNA-templated transcription. The coding region runs from base 1 to 2148 and encodes 715 amino acids. Gene Ontology annotation, molecular function: DNA-binding transcription factor activity, RNA polymerase II-specific; DNA binding; zinc ion binding. The record is from RefSeq and is a predicted model, not a curated record. The transcript is spliced from 2 exons.
AUGGACGAACGACCGACGAAGAAACGCAAGGUCCGAAAAGGAACUCGAAGCUGCUGGCAGUGCAGAAAGAGAAAGAUCCGCUGCGAGUUCGCCUCCAACGAGGAGCAAACCUGCAACGGCUGCCAGGCUCGCGGCGCCGUCUGCGUCAGCCAGGAGUUCACCGACGAUGAGCCGUCCGGUCCGCCCGAGCGCGGCCUCGCUCAGCGUCUCGGACGGUUGGAAGAGUUGAUGGUCAAGCUGGCCGACAAGAUGGGCCCUGAGGCGUCGUCGGUCAACAAAUCGAACCCGACGACGCCGUCCGUCGAAGGGUCCCUCCGUGCCUCGGACCCGCACGCCACGCCGGAGAACUCGGCCUGGCCGCCCGUGAGUGCUACCGCCGCCGCCGUCUCUGCUUCCAUUUCCGGUCCUGCGCCUCACCAAUCCGCACUGGACUCUCCUGCGGCAAAGCAGCCCCUUGUUGGUUCAAAGUACGACAAGAUAUGCCGGGAGAUCCACUCCGUAUUCCCGUCCCUUCAGGACGUCAAAACCAUCGUCCAGUCAAGCAGGGGCCCAAUCUUUGUGUUGAUCGUCUUCUACUCGUAUCAAGAUAUCCUCGAGGGCAAAUCCCAACCGACAUCAUCCCUCACCGCCAUACCAGACGUCGCCAAGCAUCCCGCUGUUCUGGCGAAGCAUUUGCUUCAGUUGACCAUCUGUCUCCAGCAGUUGCCGCCGUGCUUCGAUCCUUCGCAGCUCGAGAUCGGCUUGAAGGGUUCGAUUCAGGAUACGAUGGCAGCGUGGGCCGCGGCCGCCAGCGCGGUGACUUCCAAUGAUGAGUUGGUAGGUUCCGCAGAGGGCCUAGAGUGUCUCAUUCUUGAAGGCUUCUACCUCGUCAACUCUGGCAACCUCCGCAAGGCGUGGCUUGCCAUGAGAAGGGCGCUCAGCUUGGCACAACUGAUGGGCAUCGAGCGGGAUGGCUCGCGACCAUUGAAGUCGUGCGACCCCGCCACCGACCCUUCGACGAUGCCUUCUUCCCACUCGCUGUGGUCCCGCAUCAACUCGUGCGACCGCUACCUAUCCCUACUCCUCGGUCUCUCCGCUGGCUCCCAGGAUAACAGCUUCAUGUCGGAACCCUUCCUGGCCCGCGACACACAAAUGGAGAAGCUGGAAAAGAGGUACACCGCCAUAUCGCUGCGCAUCAUUGAGAGGAACCGCACAUCCGCGAUGGAAGCCUUUGGUAUUACCCAGUCUGUCGACUGUGAGCUCGAGCACGCGGCAAAGUCCAUGGGACGGAGCUGGUGGGAGAUCCCGUCCGUACCCGACUACGCCGACACAACCGCCCAGAUGAGCAUCAUGUCGCACCUGAUGCUUCAGAUCCAUCAUCACAGCUUGCUCAUCUUGCUGCAUCUCCCGUACAUGCUUCGCAACCAGACAAACACCCGCUUCGACUACAGCAAAAACACGUGUCUAGAGUCCAGCAGAGCCGUACUGAGGCGAUGCGUCAUCUUCCGCACCGCCAACAACGCCGCCUUUUCGUGCCGUCACAUUGACUACUCCUCACUCAUGGCCGCCAUGACGCUUCUCCUCGGCCAUCUCAGCCGCCCCCCCAGCAUUCGUGAAGAGGACUGGUCGAGACAACGAAGCGAGGAUCGAGCCCUGGCCGAAACUGUCCUGGCCAAGAUGGAGGAAUUGGCCCUGCUAAACGACGACAAGCUGUCUGGCGAGAGUGCAGAAAUAAUCAGGCAACUUCUUCCCAUCGUCGACUGCUGCAGCGGCGCAAAACCACCUCUGUGCCCCGAGUCGGAGGUAAAAAACCUCCAGUUGAGUAUCCCGUACCUCGGAAUCAUCAACAUCAAGACAACCGCAAACCAGACAGCCGAGUCGCAUUUGCUGGACCUGAGCCACUCGCAGCUACCGACUCCAGCAAACACCACCACCGUGUCGUCGGAAUCGCUACAGCAGGAUACGCCUCCCGCAGUGUCGUUGGAAGCGUUCCUCGGCCAGGACAACACGAUCCCUCACGAGGACGUUUGCGCAGGGUUCAGCGCCGACUAUCUCGGAUGGCCAUGCCCUGGAAUCACGGCAGAGGCUGGUGACUGGGCGUUCCAAGGUGUUGAUACGACCUAUUGGUCUCUGCUGAACAGUGGCAUGACCAGCGACUUUUCUCAAUGA